AUGGCAAAAACAGGAAAGACCACUGAGAUACGGGUAUCAAGUAACUGUGACCGGGCAAAGCUGGUGGAAUAUCCUCCUAUCGGUAUGAAACAGAGCUGGGCCAAAGAGAAAAGAGAAGAGGAGGAAGAGGGUGGAGGCCAGGCUGCUAGGUUUAUAUAA
Messenger RNA from Trichophyton verrucosum HKI 0517, 159 nucleotides. RefSeq lists its product as uncharacterized. The transcript has a single exon. The coding region runs from base 1 to 159 and encodes 52 amino acids. Lineage: Eukaryota; Fungi; Ascomycota; Eurotiomycetes; Onygenales; Arthrodermataceae. The record is from RefSeq and is a predicted model, not a curated record.